UCCAGCACGGUCAGGUCCGCCGGGGGCAAGCGUUCUGAGUCACGCCCUUGUUUAUAUACUAAAUGAGGCUACGAAGUGGUAUUUGGCUUACUAAAGAAGAUAUAUUCUUCAACAUCUGCCUGGAUAUGCGAUAAUUACGAAUUCUUAAUUGCCGAAAUUACGACGAAGUCGGAAAAAAAGCUACACUCCAAGAUGGCUGCCGUCUGUGUUGUUUUGCUUCGUGCACCUUCUGCUUCAGAAAAAGACAAAUAUCACAGGGAAUUGAUGUCUAAAGGGUAUGUUCCUUAUUCGAUUCCUGUACUGUCAUUUGAGUUUGAGAAUUUAGACAGGUUGGCUGAAACACUACAUCAGCCUCAGAGCCAUGGAGGUAUGAUAAUUACAAGCCCCAGAAGUGUUGAAGCCAUAGAACUUUCUAUUUCAAAGUACAUUCCCAAAGAGAAAUGGUUAGAAGUUCUUCAAAAACAAUGGCAAGAUCUACACUUAUUUGCCAUUGGCGAUGCAACAUCAACAGCCAUGAAGAAUAAACUUGGACUUCAGAGUUGUGGAUAUCAAUCUGGAAGUGCCGAAAAACUGGUACCAAUCAUAAAACAAGUAAUUACAGCUGGAAAUCAGCCAUUGUUAUUCCCCUGUGGAAAUCUCAGAAGAGAAACUAUACCACAAGAAAUGAAAAACGCAGGAAUCAAACUAACAUCUGUAGAAGUGUAUAAAACCAUUCCAAACCCUGAAAUACAAUCAGCACUUCAAGAGCAUAUCAAAACAAAGGGUUUGCCAGAUGUCAUUGUCUUCUUUAGUCCCUCUGGCUUGGAAUUUACCAUAGAUUUUAUAAAAGACAUAAUGGGAGACCUCAGUACUAUUAAGCUGGUUGCUAUUGGUAACACAACAAGUCAAGCAUUGCACAACAAAGGCUUGUCUGUUGCAGGGGUUGCAGAGAAGCCAAACCCUGAAUCUCUGUGCCAAUGCAUACAAAAGUGCUGUCCUACCUCAGGGUGAUGAUAAUUGAAAAUGAACUUUUUGAGAUCAUAAUUGUGACAAAUAUACCCUGGAUUACACAAAUGUCAGAAUCGGAAUUGGAAGCAACUUACCUAGACUUAGUAGUGAACUGUUCAUUAAAAGUGCUUGUCUUUUUUCACACCUAGGUAAAAAAUGCCAUACUGAGUCUGCACAUGCUGCUUACGAUUUCGAUUCUAGUGUAGGAACCAGGCUUAAUCAUAGCACAGGGGCUGCAUACAGGCCGAGUUUCUCUGUAUCUUUUCUUUUGUUUCAUUAUUUUAACUUCUUAAGGAGUUGGUAAUAACAUCCCUCAAUACUUAACUUCAUUAGCAGCUAAAUGUUUGGAGGUCAACAAUGGAAGUACACGGCUUCUGUUUCCUGUGAUUUAAACUCCCCCACCCCACCCCACCCCAUUAACUAUGCCUCUGACAAAAAUUUAUAAAAAUAUGCAAAUUCAAAAUAUAACAUAAAAACAUCAUAAUAUAGUAGGUAAUGGUAUUUCUUAAAAAAGAAUUUAUAGUGAUAUAAGGGAUUUACUUUUAAAAAGAUGUGUGUGUUUUUAAUGUUAUAGUUAUUGCUAAGAAAUGUGUCCAAAAUUUGUUUCAUUGGACAAGCACAAGUAAAACAAAGUAUAUAAAAUGUAGUUAUUUUUUUGAUUCAAAUAUCCUUUAACAGGUUCUCUAGGGAGGGAGGUUAGAGAAGGAAAAAUGAAAGGAGAAAGAGCCUAUCUGAGAUCCCUUUGGAAUUUUGAUAAAAGGCAAUUUAUAAAUUCAAUCUUUGAAUGGGUCUUGGGUCUUAAUAGUAUCUAUACGUAUAAUGACGCAUUAGAUAAUAUAACAAGAAGCAAAUAAAAGUGUAUUUUUGAUAAA
Molecule: messenger RNA, 1859 nt
Organism: Actinia tenebrosa (Australian red waratah sea anemone)
Lineage: Eukaryota; Metazoa; Cnidaria; Anthozoa; Actiniaria; Actiniidae
Product: uroporphyrinogen-III synthase
Biological process (GO): uroporphyrinogen III biosynthetic process
Cellular component (GO): cytosol
Molecular function (GO): uroporphyrinogen-III synthase activity
Source: RefSeq, a predicted model, not a curated record